Molecule: messenger RNA, 1508 nt
Organism: Cadophora gregata
Lineage: Eukaryota; Fungi; Ascomycota; Leotiomycetes; Helotiales; Ploettnerulaceae
Exons: 2
Coding region: 29-1306 (425 amino acids)
Biological process (GO): proteasome assembly
Molecular function (GO): proteasome binding
Source: RefSeq, a predicted model, not a curated record
CUCUCCGACUUUGAAGUGUUCUUCAAAUAUGGCACCGGCACCAGGCAUGUUUGGCCCUGCUGCCGUAAAAGUCAUGAGGCACGCUCUCAAGAAGACGUCGAACUUUAUAAGGAUUCGCCUUGCAAACAUCGGAAGACCUCUCGAUAGCCAACUUCAACCAGUUCUUGUUCGAUCUGCUCCGCGGCACCAAAUUCACCCAAACGCAGCUCUUCGUCAGUCCAAAGGAAGAUGGUACACAACUCACAGCACCAUUAACGCCACUGUUCGUCGGUUUAUGAGCACUGGGCCAACCCAGGGUACAAGAUUUAAUCGAGCAGCUUUACCAAAAUCUGUUACUGCUACUGCGGUCUCGCGCUUGACCAUCCGAACACCAUUCUCCUCGACCCUUCGACCGAAUCUUACAGGUGGUACGUUACCAAGAACCUCUGGAGGCUACAGUCUCGGAGGCAGUCGUCCUGGCGGGGCGCGCUAUUUCUCUCAUACCCCGGCUGCACCAGUACAAGUAGUGAAUAAUGUGUCCGCUGCUGUGCGAGCAUUUUGGCUGUCUGGUCAGAAGGCUCAGUUCGACGGUAUGACUCCAGCUGGAGAGAAGAGAUAUCGUGGAGUCAGCAACCUUCAGGAGCAGGCUACACGAAAUAUGCAAUCGGUCCCAAGAACAACACCCGGCUCAUUCAUCGACUUUCACGUCAAUCCAACAGUUACUGCUCUUUCUCCUCUUGGUGCUGCUUUCGGCUCUAACAUGGAUGCCUCAGCAACGAACCUGAAUACUGAGGGAUUAUUGGAUGUUCUCUCUGUUGACUUCGCACGAGCCUUAAAGGAUCUUGCGGCUACUAUGAAUGAUCUGAAGCGCUUAUCGGCUCUCGGCGAUCUACCAAUAACCCUGGAGCAGAAAUCUAUUCUUCGUGUUCGUUUUCCAGGAUGCGAUGCCGAGACUGUUGAUAGGUUAUGCGAUGAAGUUGGCGUCCAACGUGGUGUUAUCAUGCAGGAUGAGGACUUUGAGUCCAGCGCGGGAGCUCACAUGGCUCUACUAUUCCCCUUCGCGCCAUCUUCUGAACAUAUUCUUUCAUCACCUGGCGGCUCGUUACGAUCCGAAACAGGCCACGACCUCGAGUAUGAUUAUGAAGAGCUCGAGGAAGACAUUAUACACAAUUCAUGGAUCGAAGGUUACGAGAGUCUCGAAAACGAUAGUGACGGAGAAUCAGCAUAUUUCACCAAAACCAGUGGACAGCCUAACUCCUCGGACUACGAAGGCUUGGAAGGCAUCUAUCGAUUUUUGGAGCACUGCGAUAAUUCGCGACGAAUAUGAUCUACAAAUAUCCUCCUUCCUUUGUUUGGACUGUGUUAGUUUACAGCGAAUUGGGCUUCUCGGAUGAGGUAGGGUAAGAUAUGGUUGGGAAUCAGUUUGACUACGGGUCGUCUUUAUGCCCGAGCAUGAGGCAUAGGGAAUACAUUCGUUCCGCUAUCCAAUAUCUAGUGAUUAUUUAGUAUGUUGAGGCACUCAUAAACUC